Messenger RNA from Budorcas taxicolor (takin), 753 nucleotides. Its product is annotated as short palate, lung and nasal epithelium carcinoma-associated protein 2B-like. The transcript is spliced from 7 exons. The record is from RefSeq and is a predicted model, not a curated record. The coding region runs from base 1 to 753 and encodes 250 amino acids. NCBI's taxonomy places the organism in Eukaryota, Metazoa, Chordata, Mammalia, Artiodactyla, Bovidae. Gene Ontology annotation, molecular function: lipid binding.
AUGUUUCAACUUUGGAGACUUGUUCUCUUGUGUGGCCUGCUCACUGGGACUUCAGCAUCUCUUCUUGACAACAGUGCUGUGACAGAGCUGCAAUCUGCUCUUAGAAAAGAACUUGAGAUUGAUGACAGUGCAUCUAAAUCUGUCCUUGAUCAAGUGAAGGCUGACUUUGAGUUGUCCCAGAAUUUCACAAGUUUGGAGAAAGUAAUUACUGAGAAGAUCCAGGAAGAUAAGAUCUUGUUGGACAAGAACAUUACUGAAAAUAUUCACUUGUCAGGAAAACCAUUUGUCGGGUGUUUAUGGUUGACAAUCAGGAGCAUCAACAUCGGGAAUAUCAAACUCCAAGGGACUUCUGGAGGCCCAAGCAUUAACCUGAGUAUCCCCAUCACUGCCAAGGUCACCCUGACCCUGCCUCUGUUUGGUGCGGUUGUUGACCUGACCCUCAACUUUGUCCUACAGACAAGCAUCAGCUUUAAAAUUCAUGAAUCUGGUACCUUAAUGGUGGUCAUAGGAGAAUGCACCUACAGACCAGCCAGGAUAUCACUCCCCUUCGUGAACAGUUCCAUCUCCAGCCUCACUGUACCAAGCAGUAAUAUCGGACAGACUGUGACCACACUCGUGAAUCUGGUGGAGACCUACCUAGUGAAGGAGGUGCUGUGCCCACGAAUCCGCACCAUCAUCAGCUCCUCGAAUGCGAAUUUGGUUAAGAACCUCAAAGAAACACUUCAGGAAACUGCAAAAGAAACUGUAAACUGA